ACUCAUAAUCACGCUAUCCGCUAUCUAUUCAACUCAUCAAUCGCGCUCACCAUGGCUGAUGACGAUACUACCUCCUUUAACCAGAUCGAACUUCACAAAGAAAAUAUUCAGCCCAUUGCCUCCGGGCGCUCAGCUCGAGCUCUUGUCGCCUCUCUCUCGUCCCGUUCGAAUCCUGUAUUUGCCCGGGCCGAGCAUGCAGCUAAACAAGCAGAGUUUGAAGAAGAGUUACGGGGAUCUUUGGACCUGGAUGACCCUUUAGAAGUCUGGGUUCGUUACGUCAACUGGACACAAGAGACCUUUCCAUCUGGACACUCCGCAGAUUCUAGUUUACUUCAGCUGCUAGAGAGGGCAACGCAAACAUUCAUCCACGAACAGCACUACAAGAAUGAUCCAAGAUACCUCCGCCUAUGGAUUCAGUAUAUCCAAAAAUUUUCCGAUGCUCCUCGGGAGGCCUUUGCCUUCCUUGCUAGACACGACAUCGGUCAGCGGCUGGCCUUAUUCUACGAGGAGUACGCUACUUUGCUUGAAAAAAUGGGUAGGAAAAGGCAGGCCGGUGAGAUUUACCAAACUGGGAUGGAAAACAAUGCCAGACCUACGGACAGACUUCUCAGGAAGUUCGAAGAGUAUAUGCAGCGGUUGGAGCUCGACCCCCCCGCAGGUGAUGAGCCCUGCUCCCCUGCCUUGCCAGCGGUUAGGCCAGCCUUAGCGGCAAAACCUUUUAGUGGGGGGUUUGGUUCCGAAGGACCUGGUGGUUUUCCUGCUACACAGCAGCAAUCGCAAGGGUCGCAGCCAAGCCCAAGGCAGGCGAAGCAGAAGAUGGCCAUUUUCUCCGAUGCAGAUGCAGCUCCCACCAAUAAGGCACCAAAUACCAUCGAAAAACCAACUAGUGGCUGGGAGAGCAUUGGUACGUUGGAGCAGAGGAAGAAAGAAAAUGCCAUAGAGGCUCGGCCAUGGGCCGGCGAGGUAUUGAAGCAGGAAGGAGUGAAAACGAAAAGUGCAGAGAAAAUGAUGAUUUUCAGGGACGAGAGUGUAAGUACCCUCACAAAACCAUGAAUCAUUUUUUUCAUCUAAUCAUCAUUUUACAUGUUUACGCAAGUAGAACUAAUACCGCCUGUCUACCCGUUCUCUGCGAUCGAUUUCCAGUCUCUACCGAAGCAAAAUGUUCCUCCUGUACAACAAAAUGUUUUACCUACUAGUUUACCUUCAAAUAAACGACCAGAGCGGGUUGCUGUAAACCUUGAAUUGAUUUAUGCAGACGAAGAUAACCCCACUGAAGAGCUGUCUUUUGAUGAGUUGAGAGCGAUCAAGAGGGGCCAGUAUGGGAUCGACUGGAAUAGGAUACGUGUGGAGCAAGCUGAGGCAGCCAGAGAACCACGAAAGAAGGCUACCCAUAGUGGGGUAAUGGAGGAGUCUCGAGCUCCUAUCAAAGUGAAGACAGUUCUUUCGCCUUCUCCAAAUAGAGGAAAAAUCAGACGGAGAGGGAAAACACCCGCCAGUCCCACAAUGACAUUUCACACCAGAGCAGCAACAGACGAAAUAUAUGACAUCUUUAACCAACCUAUAAAGAAAACUUCAAUGACAGGGGAGGGCCCUGAUGAUGAUGGAAGUGAGAGCGAUGAGAUGGAGAGUGAUGGCGAGGACUACACGAUUGGCACGCAGGUUGGACAAGUGGAGGAAUCCGCUCAGGAAGGCGACGAUGGCGAGGGUGACGAUGAAGACGCCAAAAGUGUGAAGAGCGAAUGGUCUGACUUUACCUUGAGAAGGGACGUUCCACGGCAUGAACAGGAAGGGGAAGUAGCCGGGCGUCUAGAGGUCGGGUUUGGGAAACUCGCUAUCCACUGCGAUGAGCCCGAAGCUGGAGGCGCAUUGGCGAUCCAUAGAGACUCACCCUGGGGCGAGGAGCCCGGCCUACCAUUCCAUCCCGCUCCCCACAGGAUACCCAUCCCAUCACCUCCUGAUAUUUUCGAUCCCCCUCGUCCUCCAUAUCAUGCUACAAAGGAAACCCAAUUCCAAGGGCAGAGUAGACUACCAUAUAUGACACCGAUUGUCGAAAAGACGGAGUCAUUACCACCUACCACUGCUAGGCGAAAGGAUGUAGCCAAAACACCUAGCAGGAGUAGUAUGCCCGAUAUAAUGGACGACAACUUGAUGAGCAGCCCCUUCGAUGACCCUAACACCCCUAUCCUUCCCCCACCACCUGUGAAGUCCCAGCCCGCUCCAUCUGCCCUCCCGGCCCGUGCCCCCAAGGAGAGGAAGCCGUUUGGUACAAAACCAAUAGCAGCGGCGAGAGCAAAAGAAACCACCCAGAAAAGCCCUAUAAUCAAAGAUCUACAAUGUAAUCCCAUGGAUGAAUCUCUUCGAGCCAAUAUCUUUGACAAGCUCCUGCCACCAUUGAAGACAUACGAAGGCUUCUACCAGCACACAACCAAGUUUGGACGAGGAGCGGAUAUCAAGCGAUUCGCGAAGGCUAUGUCGAAACGUGACGGAGAAAAAACCGCAGCUAACAUUUCGCAAGCUCCAAUCAUCGAGUUCGUCACGGGUGACGGAGGCAGUUCUUACACCAUUAAGCGUGAGUUGGGGAAAGGUGCUUUUGCCCCAGUCUACCUUGUGGAGAACAACAUCGUGGCCGAUGUCGAGGACGAAGCAGAAGAAGUGCAUCCGGAUGAUGAGAACGCAGGCGAUCUCCUUUCUCUUAGCAAGAAGAUAAUUGGGCGAGCGCGCUUUGAGGCUGUGAAGAUGGAACACCCACCGUCACCUUGGGAGUUCUAUAUAAUGCGGCAAGUCCAUCGCCGUCUCGGCGUCUCACGACCAGUGGAGUCAAUCCUAAAGGCUCACGAGAUGCACCUUUUCCCGGAUGAAGGAUAUCUCCUACUUGAAUACCGCGACCAGGGCACAAUCCUCGACAUAAUAAACAUUGCCAGAGCAGAAGUAGGCACCGGUACCAAUACUUGUGUAAUGGACGAGCAAUUUGUCAUGUUCCUAUCCAUCGAGCUCCUACGUACCAUCGAAGCAAUGCACUCCAAGGGCCUCCUCCACGGCGAUCUCAAGGCCGACAAUUGUCUUGUUCGCUUCGAAAAUACACCAGAUAAUACUUGGUCCGCACGAUAUCGACGAGACGGUUCAAGUGGCUGGCUCAAAAAGGGAAUAACCCUAAUAGACUUUGGUAGAGGAAUAGACAUGAAACUCUUCCAGCCAACUGUUCAAUUCAUCGCGGAUUGGAAAACAGACAACCAGGAUUGCGCAGAAAUGCGCGAACUCCGCCCUUGGACCUACCAGGUGGACUAUUUUGGCCUCGCCGCCAUCAUCCAUUCCAUGCUCUUUGGCAAGUACAUCGAAACCACAGCAGACCGCGGCAACAUCCUGGGCGGUGGGACCAAGAAGUACAAAAUCACUAGUUCUUUUAAGCGUUACUGGCAGACGGAGAUCUGGAGUUCUGUAUUUGAUGUUCUGCUCAACCCUCUUCAAUACAUUAAGGACGAAGAGAGCACUUGUAUGCCCGUCAGCAAGAGUGUGAGGAAGUGCAGGGAGGAGAUGGAGACAUGGUUGGAGGCGAAUUGUGAGAAGGGGGUUGGAUUGAAGAAUCUGAUUCGUAGGAUGGAGGGAGUUCUUGGGAAGAAGCGUUAGUUUUACUAUGCCUGUCUUUUUGUUCUUCCUGUUUGGAAAUAGAUGGCGCGAGCGCCGGUGGGAAGGUAUCUCCUAUCCGCCCGGCUCCCUUCCUCUCUGUCUAGUUAGUGUUAAUGUAUUUUAUAUGUUGACAUGGCACCCAUAUAUACUUGUAUAUCUCUUCCUUAACAAAAAUACUGUUCUGGUACUGUACCACUGCACUGGCUCCCCUCCCACUUCCUGUAGACAUAGUAUUCACACGCGCUAUUUAGCUAUCUCUGUACGAGUACUAUGUAAUGAGGGUCCACCGGAUAGUAAAACCCAAUGGCGAGUUUGAGUAAAUUAUCCACUCAAAGUGUCAUACCCCUCUCUGGAUAAUAACCGAUAAUCACCAUUUCCGUUAAUCCCAUCACUGAUGGCCGGUUCCAAAAGCUACGCUUUUCACUA
Messenger RNA from Tuber aestivum (summer truffle), 4050 nucleotides. The record is from the annotation of a GenBank genome assembly. NCBI's taxonomy places the organism in Eukaryota, Fungi, Ascomycota, Pezizomycetes, Pezizales, Tuberaceae.